This is a messenger RNA of Oryzias melastigma (Indian medaka), 8509 nucleotides long. RefSeq names its product NACHT and WD repeat domain-containing protein 2. The transcript is spliced from 8 exons. Gene Ontology annotation, molecular function: protein binding. Bases 494 to 5692 code for a protein of 1732 amino acids. Lineage: Eukaryota; Metazoa; Chordata; Actinopteri; Beloniformes; Adrianichthyidae. The record is from RefSeq and is a predicted model, not a curated record.
GCUCCCCAGCUCUCACAAGCACCAGGAUGCCACGGGGAGCACUCCGACUCACGGCGCCUGUUUUACGGUCUCGAAACGUCGCUUCUCGGUCAAGGCAACUCUAAAUGGGCGUUUUUACCCUCCUGACACUGUCCUCGUUGCCGGGAUAUUUUCGGAAGCCGCGAAAUGAAGCGCAUGAAUGUGAGCAACAAGAAGUAUCCUGUUGUUGUGUCUCCAGCAUCACUCGUCAAGUGCUCUCUGUGGAUUCCCUUCCUCUGUGGUUUGACUCGCGUGUUUUGAGUCAUUUAUGUUAGUUGCGGACCCACAACUUUCCUCUUCCCGCCUUUUUUGUCGUCUCUUUCGAGGUUUUCCGUCUCUGAAACAAAGAUUUCAAGAUACACCAACUCCGGAAAACCAGCGACUUGGCAUCUGCUUCCCCCGGCGGAAUAACCUUUGUUAGCGGUUAUUCGCCCUCCCAAGCAUCUUCUCAGGGCCACGCUGGAAGUCGCCUCCCAUGUGGCCGUCGGGAGUGGGGAGCAGGCAGCCGUGCCCGCGGGAGUCGGCGCUGCGCAGGGCGGCCAUCGGCGGGAACAUCAACGCCCUGCCGCCGCACCACGUCCCCACCGGCCGCAGCGUGCGGGUCUUCAUCUGCGCCAAUCCCGACGACACAGAAGCAGAAAGGAACGCACUGAAAGAACACGUCUACCCCAAACUGAGAGACUUCUGCAGGGAAAACUAUGGGAUUGAAUUCCAGGUUGUGGACCUGUACUGGGGGGUAGAUCCAGAGGAGUGGGACAGUCCAGAACUGCAGAGACUCAGGAUGAAACUCCUGGAGGAAUGUUUAAAGACCUCGGCUGGACCCUGUUUUGUGGGGCUGGUGGGAGAAAAAUACGGCAGCAUCCGAGUGCCAGGGGAGGUGGAAUCCGCGGAGUUCGAGAUGAUCUUGGACGCGGCGGUGGAAGCCGGCUUGGACACCCACAUUUUGGAGGAGUGGUACUGCAGGGAUGAAAACUCCGUACCACCCGCAUACUACCUCAAGCCCAAAGCCCAAAUGCUCAAGAACUACCAGAACUCAAUGGAGUCCAGCAGCGCAGCAAAGACCAAGAGUGACAAGGCCUGGAGGAACGUGUCGGAGGAGAUCAAGAGGAUUUUCCGAACAGCCGUGCUGCAGCUUCAAGAGAAGGGCACCAUGAAGAGCGCUCAGGCCAAGAAAUUCCUUUGCUCUGCCCUGGAGGAUGAGUUGGACUUUGCUCUGGGGAAACAAACGCCCGCCUUUCUCAGGAAAUGCGUCUGCUACAUUCGCAAGAUCUCCAACUUUGACCGCUUCGCCAAAAUCCCGGAGAUGUCGCGCUACAUGGACAUCGUGGUCAGCAGCGAUCGCGUCAUGCGCAACCAAGAGUCCUACGAGCGCCUCCUGAAAGUCCGGGACGAGUUCAUCCCCACGAUUGUGGCCGCCUCCAACCUGCGCGUCUACUCCUCUGUCACCCACUGCGACAUGAAGCUGGGCUACUCCCAGGAAGUGGAGAGUCACUACGUGGAGGGUCUCUGUAAGCAGUUCUACGAGGACAUGGUGGACAUCAUCCAGGCCACCGUCCAGCAGAACUUUGACACAGAAACCGACCCUUUGUACGACGAGGUCCUGCAGCAUCUGUCCCUCUGUAAGACCUACGCUGCUCUGUAUGAGUACAAGGCGGAGACGCUGGAUUAUGUGCAGGAGUACCUGAUGCCCUCCAAGGGGAGCAGGAUGAGCCCUAUGGUGGUGUUUGGAGGACCUUGCACUGGAAAGACCCUCCUGCUGUCCGAGGUGGCCAAACAGGCCUACACAUGGCUGCAGAAAGAAUUGGGACCAGAAACAGACCCAGUGGUUAUUGUUCGCUUUAUUGGCUCCAGCCAACUCUCUACAGACCUACGAACUCUCCUCCAGAGCAUCUGUGAACAGAUCGCAAUAAACUACCGCUGCCUGAUUCACUUUUUGCCUAACAAGAUUCAGGAGAUGAGGGAGCUUUUGAUUAACCUAUUAGGAGAAUCAUCGUUCCAUAGACCCCUGGUAAUCGUUCUGGACUCCUUGGAGCAACUUUCAGAUGCAGACGAAGCUCGCAAACUGUGGUGGCUUCCCAUACACCUGCCUCGCACAGUCCGCAUUGUUGUUUCAACGCUGCCAAACAAGCACGGCAUCUUGCAGAAGCUACGCCACCUCAUACAUGAUGAUGGAUAUUAUGUGGAGCUAAUCCAGAGGGACCGAAAAGCCUGCAGCCAAAUGUUGAAACAGCAAUUACUUGGGGUGAAAAGAAAAGUUACCUCCGGCCAGCAAAUCUAUGUGAAUGAGGCACUGGCAAAGUGUACCUUGCCGAUGUUUGUCAACCUCAUUUAUAGAGAAGUAGUUCAUUGGAGGUCUCAUAAAGAUGUGGAUGAUAAGUCCCUUUGCUCCACAGUGCAUGAGAGUAUAGAGCAGCUAUUUUACUCUGUGGAGAACAAACUGGGCCAACGAUUUGUCUUCCGAGCUCUGGGGUACAUCACCAUGGCAAAAGCUGGGCUAACUGAGGUUGAGCUUGAAGACAUCCUGUCCCUUGACAAUAUAGUUCUAGGUGAUGUCAUUGUGGCAACAUACCUAAAAAACCCUCUCAGGAUCUCCUACGACUUGGUUGCAAAGCUCAGAGAAGAGCUUGAGGGGUAUCUGAUAGAAAGGCAGGUGCGGAACAUCACAUUGUUGGUUUGGGCCAACCGGCAUCUCCAUCUCAUUGCCCAGAAGCUGUACCUCAGCAAUGAGGAGGACGUGCAUCAAAUGCACAGCCUCUUGGCUGAGUAUUUUUUAGGAGCAUGGGCAGGUGGUAGGAAGAAGAUUUUUACCUACGAUAACAACCAUUUCACCUCCCUCAACAUUUCUCACCACAAAAACCCUCAUCAUCAACAAUCCCAUGAGAAGGCGUCCUCUGAUAAAUACUCGUAUGACAGACAGACUCCCGAGCAGCCGUGGGUGUUCCAGUGCAACCUUUUGGAGCCUGACAUUUUCUUCGUAAAUCACAGAAAGAUGACGGAGCUGGUGUACCACCUUACAAGAAGUGGACGGACAGAUGACCUCAUGUUUGGGGUCAUCAUGAAUUUCAGCUGGCUCUAUACCAUGAUCAAGAUUGGCCAAUUUGAAAAGGCUUUGACAGACAUUGACCUUGCUUACAGCUGUUCCCAAGAAAAAGAGCUCAAAUUUCUGGCUGCCACUCUCCGUAGUGUAAAAGUAAAAGUGCUAAAAAACCCUGCAUCCUUGUCUGCAGAACUGCAACAAAGACUUCUGCCGGUUGUCGCCUCACUACCCAAACUCAGACACCUUCUCUUGGAGUGUGACAAAGAUGGCCCAAAGUACUGCUCUAUAAUGCCCCUCCAUUCAUCAAUGGAUGUCACCUACAGCCCAGAAAGACUUCCUCUUUGUUCAAGCUACAUGCAAAUUGUGGAAAUCUUGCCCACUCUUGCCCUGAACAUAGUCAUUGUAGCAUUGGAGGAUGGGUCCGUUAGUACUUGGGACGUAGAAAGCAGGCAACUCCUCCGCCAGAUUGACACUGCCAGAUCGGUUGUGCUAGGAAUCAGACUAACCUCUGAUGAGAAAUAUCUGGUCGUAGCUACGACCAAGAAUACUUUACUCAUCUAUGAUAACCACAAAUCCUGCCUUUUGUCAGAGGUUGAAAUUAAAGGGUCCAAGCACAGUGGUGUCAGUGGUGGGGUCGCUUUCAUCAAUGGUUUCACCCUGUCUACUCAUCAUGCACUUGCUUGGCUUGAAGCUAGCAAAGAUGUGAACGUAAUUGACCUCCUAUAUGGCUGGCCCCUCUACCAGUUCCAUUGCUGGUAUGAGGUGACGUGUGUCCAGUGCUCACCAGAUGGAAUGUAUGCCUUCUGUGGCCAGUACCUCAACACUACAUCCAUCUUUAACUUAGGAAAUGGGGACAAGCUGGCCACUGUGACAUCUGAGUUUUCUGGAGGGUUUGUCAAGUCCAUUCUUGUACUUGACACCCUUAACCAAAUGGUAAUGAUAGACAAUGAAGGAAGUUUGUCAGUAUGGAGUACUAAAGAGAUAACCAACCCAAAGCUCAUGGAGGAUUAUGAUUGUAGAGGAGAUGAUAGUGAAGUGGUCGGUAUCGAGUUAUCUGAAGACCAGCGGUCUAUCCUGAUUUGCAAAGCUAGGAGUAUAGAGGUUCUUGACACAAAAGUGUGGAAAAUGGUUGAGAAGUUCAAAGCAAAACGUACUGAACGCUUUGUGGCUGCUGUUCUCUCCAAGAAUGGACAGAGUAUUGUCGCCUCCAUGGAGAACACGUCCUCCAUCUUUGUCUGGAGGAGGGACAGUGGACAGUGCAUGGCGAGUUUGAUCGAGAUCUCAGGGGCUAUUGUUAAGCUCAUCAAAUCUGUUCACCACAAUUUGCUCCUCUCUGUUGCCAGCAGUGGAGUUCUAUCAGUUUGGGACAUCGACAUAAUCACCGCCAUGUCUAACAUUGACAAAACAGGCAAGAAGAUCCAGACCUUGCAACUGUCUGGCCGAGAGGAUUACGUGUUUACAAUGGAUGGCUCUGAAGCUGUCCACAAGUGGAACUUUAACACCGGCUUUAUUGAGGUGGUCUUCAAGCACGAGGGCACAGUGGAGAACUGUGUCCUCACUUCCUCAGGGGACCUCAUGGUGACUUCUGACGACAAGUCCAGUCAGUAUAUCUGGCAAACCAAUACUGGAGAAAACAUCUUUCGCAUCAAUGGACAGAGAAUAUCCCAGCUGCUAAUCACCCAUAAUGACCAGUUUGUGGUGUCCCUAUGUGAGCAGAACGCUUCUAGAGUCUGGAGACUUGCUACAGGGCACAAAGUAUGCAACAUCUUAGUACUGCUCCAGAAUGCAGUGAUAACAACGGCAAACACUUUCCUUGUGGGAACGUCUAAAAAUAAGCUACUUGCUGUUAGCCUGUGGUCAGGGAGUGUGUCAAAGAAGUUUGUCUGUGAUGAUGGCAUCACCAUUGUCAACUUCAGGCUCAUACCCGACUGCCCCGACUGUGUGGUCUUCAUCACCUCUACCGAAACCGUCUUUAUUUGGAGUGUGGCGGACGAGUCUGUGUGUAGACGAGUCCAGCUUCCAACCAACUUCCUCAAAAACCUCGAGGACUUUCAGAUUUCCCCCAACGGAAAAUUAGGAAUAGUUUCCAAAGGUGAUGAGAGUAUUAACGUCCUUGACCUUCACAGCGGCAAGUUAAGGCUUGUUCAUGCUGCCGGCAUAAUCUGGCGUCAGAAAUUAUCGAGAGAUGGACGCUAUUUGGUUUACGUUUGCUUCCGUAACUGUGAUGAGGACGACGAUGCUGGAGUAGUGUCCAAUCUGAUAGUGAUGCGUCUUGCUGACGGCAAGAGCAUUGGAACAUGCUCUCUUUACAAGACCCCAACCUUCCUUGCUCUCUCCCAGCGAGCGCUAAACAUCAUCAUCGGCUUUGAGGAUGGCAGCAUCGGCACAUACACAGUUGUCGAUCGAGUGGAUGCUGCUCUCAAAAUUAAGAUAGCCACCUCCAACAGCCGACAGAUCGUCAACAACGCCUCCCAGAAGGUGCGACCCAAAUGUGUGAACCAUUCCUUUAAGAGCAUUGCUGACUGUGUCUGGAGGGAGUCAACGGAAGUCUUCUCCAGGGACAGCCCCAGCAACGUCUCGGACUCUGGAGAGGGUGAGUCCACAACACCUACGAAAAAGGCUGAACUGCUCCAGUGAGGAGCAGAGAGAAGAGGAGUUAAAGAAGUCUUUUCAGGGGGCGGGUGGGAGACGUGUCACAAAUCUCAGAAUCUCUGGGGUAGCAGUUGAUUCUUGUUUACAGCCAAGUGAUUCAGCUGCAAAUUUCAGGCCUGUGGGUGGUCAAUAGGCCGACCAUUUUAACGCUGCAUACAAAUGAUGUAUUACUUCCAACUUCAGAUGUUCUUUAUGUUAGUUUUACACAAGAAGACUGUUAAAAAAUACUGUUUUACAGAAGAAAAAAAUGUAAACUCUGUAAGGUCUUAGUUUGCCAUUAUGUGUCCUUUUGCAUUUGAAGAACUAAGCUAUGAUUCAGAUUUGUUGGUCAAACAUUUUCAUAGCCAUUCCAGCGAUCUUAGCUACUGUCAUUGACUUUAUUUACAUUGUACACACAAAGCCAUAUUGUUCUUGAGAGUAUAUUUAUGUUUGUAUUAACCGCUGGCAGUACUGUACAAAAAAAAAAGAACUUUGAACAUAUGUACAUAUCUCUUUUCGGCUGCUGCAACAUGUGCAACUCCUUAAAAUGUUACGUUGUGCUUAAUGCAAUCAAAGUGAGUGCCUGGAAAUAAAAAUGUUCCUUAUGUGCAUAUUACAAGAUAAUGAAAAUGCAGGGACUUUGUAAACACACUAUACGCACCAUUGCAUAAUACUUGCAAUCCAGUCGACAUCAGGAGCGAUUGAUGGCAUUUCUUUCUGGAGUGAGAGCUGUAGGGAUUUCUUGGAACGGGUUAUGUGAAUUUAAAGUGAGUUGACCUGCAGUUCCAUUCGUUUGUGUGCGGUUCAUUUUUAAGGGAAACACCACUAUAGAGCAAACAGUGUAGCAUAGCACCAUACACAUUUGAGCCUUAACCAGUGUACUUGCUUUAGGUUUUGUGGAGUUAGUUCAGAUGUUUCAGUGUAGGAGGACAGAGUGAGUUUUCUUUCUGCAACAAAUCAGCUGUGUGAACAUAUGUACAAGUUUUUUCAGUAGAUGGAAGCACUUUAGGAAAUGUUUGUGAAAAUAAUGCUUGGUUUAUUCAGAAUAAAUAACAUUUUAAUUGUUUAAAAAAAACUAGGUAGUUAGUCUGUUGACAGAGACACAGUAGAUCCUUGCAGGCUUACUUGAAAUGCUGCAAUCGCCCUACAUAUGCCAGUUUUGAAUAAUACAUGAAGAUCCUGUCAUCUUAACAACAUACUUCAAAGAGGAGCCAUUUGGAAAUCUAUCAGAAUUAAAUUGGGGUCAAGAAAAUGACAGAGACAUAGUGUCAAAAAACGCUGUCAAAGCCAGAAGUCUUAUCACGUAAUAAAGGAAAUGAGAAAUAUAUUUUCAGUAUUAAAAAUCUCAAGACAAAAGAUAUGUGGGAUAACAAGCAACUAAAAACAUAUUAGACUUUCUAAGCACAAGUUCAAAGAAAACCACUUCAAAUGUUUGUCUAAGUUUUGGAGAUAGUAUACCAGCUUUGUCCAAAGGUUUGUGCUUAAAGAAAUCAUCAGUUUACCAGAGUUAGUUCUAUGACAUAAGUCAGGUCAGUUUUACAUUUAUAACCAGAGGAUAGGUUGUCCCUCUAAAUAGAACCAAGUCUGAUUUCAAUAGGGCUUCGCUGGUUUCUCACACAAGUUUUGCUCAAUUAAAUCAACCAGUUCCUGUUAAUAUGAAGCUAAAAUUUGGCUUUCAUGUCCCAAACUGACCUGUGAUACAUUUUGCUAGUCUUUAGCAAGAUACUUCAUGUCUAGAAUAGAUCUAGCCCCAAAUCUCUAAUCAAUAACCCAUGUGGUCCAACUACAAAUAUUUGCUGUUGUAUUCCGGAAGUGGCUGUUUGAUAUUGAAACAGUGAAACCAACUGGGAUCAAUAAAGUCUUGUGGUUUUGUUGAAAUUCUUUUUCUGCUUAAAUAGAAGAAAACAAAAAACAUGUAGUCAAAAAAGGAUAGACUUGUAUCGCCAAUGUACGUUAAUGGACAGCCAACAUGGUUUCUAUACAUUCAGUGAUCAUGCCAUAUAUUCCAGAUACGAUAUCAUCUAAUCCUGGCCUUUCUUUAAAUUGAUCAAUAGACGUGCUGAUGAUUUAUUAGUCACCUGUCAAUCAAAAUCUUCUAUUUGUGCACAAAUUUAAUGAUAAAUAUGAAAGACUUAUCAGGCCAAAAAAAUUGCAGUGCUAUUUAUACAUAUGAAACACUUAAUACGUGUCUUCAUUUUUUGUUGUUCAGUUUAAGUAUUUCAGAUUUAAAUCUUUUUACCAAAAUGCCCUUGAGAUUGCUUAUGAAACUGACCCGGCUCCAUUUUCUUUAGUUUACAAAUUCUCAUUCUGGAAGUCAAAGAGUAUUUGCUUGGUGCAUGCUAGCUAGCUGUGAGGCUAAGCCUUAUCGUGCCAUUUUCACAACGUAUGGCAUAAUAUAAGGUAAAAAAUAAACACACAUCAGUUGGCUUUUUUUUUUAGGAUCUGUUGCGCAUAACAGAUAUACUAUUUUUACUUUUUUUAUUUUAAUUUAUGCUAAAGGUACAUCUUAGGUACUGUUUUUACAUCUGUUGUCAGAUAAGUGCACAUUACUUUUUCUCCAACUGGCAACACGAUGCAACGCACAUUGUCAAGAUUGUCCACAAGGAUACCUUCAACCGGAUCGUCAUUUGGAAGUUUCUUGGACUAUAGCACACACGGUGAAUAUGUCGUGCAGAGGUGGUAUUUUGUGGAUUAAGACUAGCAGAGAUAAUGGUCAGCCGACAAUCUUAAAAAAAUAGAUAAAAAAUCUGGAUCUGUGACAAGAAUAACUGAAACACGAAUUGUAUCUAGCUUCUACGAGUCCAAUUGACUCACGAUCGAUGA